GAGACAGCCUUGCAAUUUUAAGGGCAGAAUUGAAGAGUCAAAAGAAGCACGUAAGAAGUUUGAAAAAGAAGUCACUCUGGUCCAAGAUUUUGGAAGAGGUGAUGGAAAAGCUUGUAGACAUUGUCCAUUUCCUGCAUGUGGAGAUCCAUGAUGCUUUUGGCAGUGCAGAUGGAGAUAGACCAGUCAAAAACAACCAUAAAAAAUUGGGAUCUGCCGGUCUUGCAUUGCAUUAUGCAAAUAUUAUUACUCAAAUUGAUACACUUGUAACUCGAUCAAGUUCUGUGCCUCCAAAUACAAGAGAUGCUUUAUAUCAAGGACUUCCACCUAGUGUAAAAUCAGCUUUGCGCUCCAAAUUACAGUCAUUUCACCCAAAGGAAGAGCUUACCGUCCCCCAAAUCAAAGCCGAAAUGGAGAAAACUUUGCAGUGGCUUGUUCCCAUUGCCACAAAUACAACCAAAGCGCAUCAUGGCUUUGGUUGGGUUGGAGAAUGGGCAAAUACAGGGUCUGAAGUGAACCGCAAACCUGCUGGCCAAACAGACUUGAUCCGGAUUGAGACGCUCCACCAUUCAGAUAAGGAGAAAACCGAAGCCUAUAUUCUCGAAUUGGUAGUGUGGCUUCACCAUCUCAUCAGCCAAUCAAGGGCUGCUGGCAAUUGUGGAAUCAGGUCCCCCGUUAAAUCCCCAAUUCGUUCCCCAAGUCAGAAAGCAAUUCAGUUAUCAAUGCAACACCCCAGCUCUCCAUCACCUUCACUGACAGUCGAAGACCAAGAGAUGCUUCGGGAUGUAGGCAAAAGGAGACCAACCCCGGGAAAAAGUAAGAGUCAAGAAUUUGAUACUGCAAAAACCAGGUUAAGUAAGCACCAUAGGCUGAGUAAGAGCAGCAGUCACUCUCCAACGAGGGAAAUUAAGAAGGAUCCCUUUCCCAUUAGGAGACUAUCAUCUGUCCCGGUCAUUGACUUUGACAUUGAUCGGAUCAAGGCAUUGGAUGUCAUUGAUAGAGUAGACACCAUUCGAAGUGUAUAGUUUUCAAGGGAUCUAGGUGCAUUGGUUUAAGGGAACCUCGUCUAUGCAUCCAUGGCUUUGUCUUCUGCUGCAUCACUUCCUGUUGAUCUGAGUUGGUGGCACAGGGGAUGCUUUGUGAGAUAUGUAGAAGAUUCUGAGUGACAUCAGCUAAUACUUUUCUGCAUGUGAAUUUGAGAAAUGGUGCUGAUUGAAAAUGUACUGUGGUGCCCCGGGGAGGGAUUUUGGCUGUCGAGAGAUGGAAUGCAAAUUUAGCGAUUUGUUAUCAUCAGUGUCAUCUAUGUACAGGGUGUCUAUUAGUUACUGAAUAAUUGGAAGUUAUGAUUCUGUUGCUUUUCUUUCCAGGGUUCCUUUUUUCUCUUUCUGGUAAUCAUGUCUGAUUCUCAGUCUUCAGAAUAUGUGCAUAGUGAAUUGUUUUUUCGGCCUCGAGCAAAGCCAAUGUUACCUUCUUCCCCCCCCCUAGUUUUUCACUUAUCUUAUUCACUGCCAUGAUUGUAGUGUUGGAGACCAAGGGAAUUUGAUUACAUUACAAAGACUAACUGAUGAAAACGAUUGAGCAAUCUGGACAUUCAUUGUUACUUGGUCAUUGAUAUGCACAAUUCACCAGGCUUUG
Ilex paraguariensis (yerba mate) is the source of this 1632-nucleotide messenger RNA. The record is from the annotation of a GenBank genome assembly. NCBI's taxonomy places the organism in Eukaryota, Viridiplantae, Streptophyta, Magnoliopsida, Aquifoliales, Aquifoliaceae.